AUGCCAUGCAUGUGUGCCAAGCAGGUUGCUCCCUCAUGCUGCCCCGCACCCCUGCAGGCACCGUUCCUGUGGGACGACGAUGGUAGCGUGCCAUCCGCCAUGGCGUUCAACACGUGGCAUCCGCGUUACAGCAACCACCUCGCAUGCGUCUCUGCAAACAUGAUCAUGCUGUUGGAGUGCAUGGGUGAUGGUUCUUUUGCGUACACACACACCUUCUUCCAUCCCACCGAAAGGGCUGGCGGGGAAGCGGCACACCCGCUGGGCGCAACCCCGCCCAGCACAGGGGCGAGCGAGCCUAGCGCGGACAGCCCUGAAGCACCCACAGCUGAUGUAACAUGUGGUAACCAGGCGAGGGGGGUGGAGAGCUAUGCAGCGGUGGCAUGGAUGGUGGAUGCGGAGGAGCGAGUGCUCGUGGCGGCGGGCGGCGAGCUGGGUGUUGUGCGCAUCGUUGACUUCCACUCGCGCCGCCCCUUCAAGACGCUGAUGGGGCAGGGGGGUGCCAUCACGGAUCUCUGUGCGCAUCCAUCUCAGCCGUCCAUUCUCCUCUCUGCCAGCAAAGACACGUCGGUGUGGGUGUGGCACGUGGGCAGCGGCGUGUGCUGCGCCAUCCUCCUGGGCCUCCACCGCACACCCGUGCUCUCCGUGGUGCGCCCACCCAGGGGGAGGGGGAUAGGGCAGGGGGGUGGGGCAUGUUGUGGCAGGGGGUUGGGCGUGGCAGGGGGGUGGAGCAUGGCAGGGGGAUGGGGCAUGGCAGUGCGGUCGGGAUGA
Closterium sp. Naga37s-1 is the source of this 768-nucleotide messenger RNA. NCBI's taxonomy places the organism in Eukaryota, Viridiplantae, Streptophyta, Zygnematophyceae, Desmidiales, Closteriaceae. The record is from the annotation of a GenBank genome assembly.